UUUAACCCUUUGAAUCAUUCCCACCACUAUUCAUUCAACUAUUCAAGUAUGACUAAACCAAUAUCUAUAUCAAUAUCAAUAUUGUACAGUUUUUAACCCUUCAUCCGUUCAUUCACAUAUGUUUACAGUUGACUCUUGAAGUUGAAGCAGAUAUUCAUGCAACUUGGAAGUAUAUGUGCGCUAAUUUGGAGGUUACCAUCUUGAAAAAAGAAUGGCGACGGGAAUGGUAAUGCAUACGGGGGGAUGCCAUUGCAAGAGAGUGAGAUGGCGUGUGAGGGCACCAGCUAGUGUUGUUGCUUGGGCAUGCAAUUGCUCUGACUGCUCCAUGAGAGGAAACACCCACUUCAUUGUUCCAUCUCAAGAGUUUGAGCUUCUUGGAGAUUCCCAGCAAUUCCUUACCACCUACACUUAUGGUACUCAUACUGCAAAGCAUAUUUUCUGCAAAGUCUGUGGGAUUACUUCCUUCUACAUUCCACGGACGAAUCCGGACGGAAUAGCCGUUACAUUCAGGUGUGUGGAUCACGGCACCCUAUCCCAUGUUGAGAUCAAACAGUUUGAUGGAACCGAUUGGGAGAAGUCAUACAAAGAGAGCAGCAUUGCAUCACUCUCUAAAAUGAAAAGUGAAGAUUUAUAAAUUAUAAUCCAUCAGGAUGUUCAUUGGCAUCCCCGGCAGCCAAUGUUACUGGUUUGAAGAAGAAGCAUAAAGCAGGCCGGCAUGUGUAAGCGAGUCAUUGCUGUGUACAAGUAUACAAAAUUGGGACAUUGUUGUAACUGAUAUGAGUUUUGAUAUGUGAUUGCCAAUGACUACAUUGUUUGUAUGUCACUUUGUCAAUUUACCUCCCUUUGGAAUAUAUAUAUAUAUAUAUAUAUAUAUAUAUGUUUCGUAAUGACCAGAGAAUGCAGCCAGGGUUUUGUAUGCUGGUGGAAGGGGCAACUUAUUUUCCAAGUUAUUUUUUUAUUUUAUUUUAAAAACCUGUAUGUACAUAAAAAGCUAACAUAUAUGCAGAGGCUACUAAUCUACUUUAUUGAGCGG
Messenger RNA from Cuscuta epithymum, 1033 nucleotides. NCBI's taxonomy places the organism in Eukaryota, Viridiplantae, Streptophyta, Magnoliopsida, Solanales, Convolvulaceae. The record is from the annotation of a GenBank genome assembly.